AUGGUGGAUGUAGUGUUAGGUUUUACAGAACAAGAUUUUGAUAAAUCUCAAUUAACAAGUAAUUAUUUUCCAACUAAAGUUGGUGGUAAACCAGCAUGGUUAGAUUUAAGUAAUAUACCAAAAAAAGAAGAAUUAGUUUGUGAAAAAUGUUCAAAACAAGUUUCAUUUUUGAUGCAAAUUUAUGCACCAAUUGAUGAAAAAGAAGAAAGUUUUCAUCGUAUGAUUCAUAUAUUUUGUUGUAAAGAUCCAAGAUGUGGUUAUUAUAUUGCAAUUAGAACUCAGUUACCACAAAUAAAUGAUUUUUAUCCAAUGGAUGCAGAUGAAAGAAAAUAUGAUCAAGAUUAUAAUGAUAUUUAUAAAAAUCAAUUACAAUAUACUAAAAAUAGACAAAAUACAUGUGAAUAUUGUGGUUGUUUUGCAAAAUCAAAUUGUAGUGGUUGUAAAAAAGUUCAUUAUUGUGGUAAAGAACAUCAACAAUUAGAUUGGCAAUUAGGUCAUAGUGAACAAUGUAAAUUAUUAAAAGAUAUUAAUGAUGAUAAUGAUAAUAGUGGUGAUAAUGAUAAAAAAUUACCAAGAAAAAGAGCAUCAGAAUUUUUAUUUAAAGAACUUGAUAUCAUAACUGAAAAUCAAGAAUUAAAAGAAUUUCCACCAACAAAUGAUAAUAGUAAUAAUAAUAAUAAUAAUAAUAAUAAUGAUAAUAAUGAUAAUGAUAAUGAUAAUGACGAUGAAUAUGAUGAUGAUAAUGAUGAAGAUGAUAUUGAUUUAGAUGAGAAUGGUAAUGCAAUUUAUAAGAAUGAAAUUGGUAAAGAGUUAGUACCAACGAAUAGUGGUGGUGAGACAGUGACUGGUGAUGCUGAUGCAAUUAGUAAAUUUGAAGAUUAUGUUAGUGAAACUGGAAAGAAAGCAGAAUUUAAUGAAGAAACAUUCACAAAGAUUAAAGAUAAAUCAUUGAUUUAUUUUAAACGUAUAAUUGAAAAAGAUCAAGAUCAAAUCUUACGUUACUCAAAACAUUCAAAUUAUCCAAUACUUUGGGUAUCUGAUACUGAUCAAGCACCAUCACAAAUUCCAACCUGUUCAAAUUGUGGUUCAAAUAGAAAAUUCGAAUUUCAAAUUUUACCACAAUUACUUUAUUUCUUAGGAAUGGAUUCAAGUUUAGAAAAUAAUUCUUCUGAUAUUGAUUUUGGUAUUUUAUCAAUUUAUACAUGUGAAUCAUCUUGUAAAAUUAAUAAUUCAUCAUCAUUUGUUAAAGAAUUCAUUUUUAAACAAGAUUUUAAAAAAUAA
Molecule: messenger RNA, 1281 nt
Organism: Dictyostelium discoideum AX4
Lineage: Eukaryota; Evosea; Eumycetozoa; Dictyosteliales; Dictyosteliaceae
Exons: 2
Coding region: 1-1281 (426 amino acids)
Cellular component (GO): cytoplasm; cytosol
Source: RefSeq, a predicted model, not a curated record